AACAUUUCCAUUUAAGUCAAAAUCUUGGGUAAAGUGCAAACCUAUUGUAUGACAAAAAUCAUAUGAUAUACACCUAUACAUAUAUAUAAAAUAGAGCAAAAUGCCUAUCGACACGAUUCGCGGCAUGCCCAUUGACAAAAUUCUUAGCAGUCGACAACAUCCACAGCGCAGGAGACUAGAGGAAAGCGAUGUGGAGGAUAGCUCACAAAAUAAUGACACAGAUGGUUUCAUUGGGAUCCCUCCGCCGUCGCGUAGCUCAGGUAUAUCGCGUCGACUGACGAACAGUCGCAAACUGAUCUUGAAAUGGAUUAUAUGCCUUUCGGGAAUAUUCGUAUUGCUGCACUUCGUGCCGCGACAUAUCAACAGAGAGUUUAAAUACGAGCCUAGAACGGUCAUACUUCUGUGGAACGAUGAGAAUGUCAACGGACAAGACAGUAACCAGUGCCACUGUGUGAUAACCAGCAAUCGGAACUACACUAAAGGGCCCAUAGAUGCCGUCGUUGUCAACGUAGAUCGACCCUACUCAAUGGACGGGCUCGAUAAGGUCGCACACACUCCCGACUAUUUGGUGGUUUAUGCUAACUUGCAUCCGCUAAAUCUUGAUCAGAAUCCGAUGACCAUACACGGCGAAUCCAUCUUUAACUACUCGAUGAGCUAUCGCUGGGACUCCGAUCUGGUGUGGGCGGAGUACUACUUCUCAAGGAUCGGCAACCCAGCUGAGCGUGUCCUCAACUUCACAGCACCCGUCAUUAGCUUCAUGAACCGUUUGCCGACAAAAGUGUCCUCCCGCCUACGCCUUAACUUCCGCCUCAAGCAGUAUCUGGCCAUGUAUAUGCAGUGCAAGGAUAUGAAUGCCAGCACCAAACAGGGCCGUUACCUGAUGCAGAUGCGCGAGCACCUGGAACUGAGCUACAUUGACAGCUGCCACGCCUCCAAUAACUGCGCUCCCUACAAGUUUAUGCUGAUAUUCGAGAGCAGACGCUGUCCGGACUAUGUGCAUCCGCAGAUCUACACGGCGCUGGCCAACUUUGUGGUGCCUGUGCUGAUUGGAGGCGGUAAUCUCAGCCACCUGGUACCACCGGGCUCCUACAUAAGCGGCGACGACUUCCACUCCCCCUUCGAGCUGGCACAACACCUGCAGAUGAUCUCCUCACAGCCGCUACUGUAUGAGCAGUUCUUCUGGUGGCACUCCAAGUAUGUCAUCAGCUACAACAAGCAGCCCUACUGCGCCCUAUGCAAGCAGCUGCGGAGGAGUCGACGCAAGCGCAUCUCUGUUGAAUUCCUUGAGUGGUGGACAGUUUACCAGUGUCCGGGCUCCGAGGACUAACUAAACUAAACUGAACGACAUUAUAAGAAAUGAAGUUGUUUACUACUGUUUCAAUUGUCUGUAUAAUCAACUGUAUAACUGAUAUAAUAGUAUAUCUAAUCUGAAUAAAAUAUUUUAAACCAGA
Molecule: messenger RNA, 1451 nt
Organism: Drosophila mojavensis
Lineage: Eukaryota; Metazoa; Arthropoda; Insecta; Diptera; Drosophilidae
Product: alpha-(1,3)-fucosyltransferase C
Exons: 2
Coding region: 101-1327 (408 amino acids)
Cellular component (GO): membrane
Molecular function (GO): alpha-(1->3)-fucosyltransferase activity
Source: RefSeq, a predicted model, not a curated record